GCGUUCAAACCGGUCAACGUCGUAAUAGCAAACGCGAGCGCGAGGCAGUGUGACACCGAAAAGGAACGGAAGCUCUUCCUAGAAGCUAUCCGCAGCUCGCGUGUGGACUCCAAGAUUUGUAUUUGAUAUCUCCCCAUGGCUUCGGAGGAUGUUGCACAGCUGGCUGACUCCCUGGCUAAGACUAAGGUUGGGGAGGGAGAGCUGAGCUAUAAGGGGAGAGGACUGAAGUUUGACAAUGCACAGUCUGUGGAGGAGCUAGUGAAGGAUGUGGAGAAUUUCCAGGGGUUACAGGCCUUGAGACUGGAAGGGAACACCUUUGGAGUGGAGGCAGCAAAGGCCAUCGCCAUGGCACUGGAAAAGAAGAGCCAGCUGGAGUGUUGCUACUGGAGCGACGUGUUCACGGGACGUGUGCGUGCAGAGAUCCCUCCAGCUUUGACUUCCCUUGGAAGUGCCUUGAUGACAGCUGGGGCUCAGCUGAGAGUGCUUGACCUAAGUGACAAUGCUUUUGGGCCCGAUGGGGUGAAGGGCAUCGAUGCACUACUCAAGAGCUCUGUAUGUCACACAUUGCAGGAGUUGCGUCUCAAUAACUGUGGAAUGGGCAUUGGUGGAGGCAAGAUUCUAGCUGCUGCCCUGACAGUGUGUUACAAGGAGUCCAGUGCACUGGGCUCCCCCCUCAAGCUGAAAGUAUUUAUUGCUGGCAGGAACCGACUGGAAAAUGAUGGGGCUACAGCCCUUGCACAUGCUUUUAAGAUGAUGGGAAGUUUAGAGGAGGUUCACAUGCCCCAGAAUGGCAUCACCCACCCUGGAGUGACAGCUCUGGCUAGUGCCAUGGAGCACAACCCCCAGCUUCGUGUCCUCAAUCUCAAUGAUAACACCUUCACCAAAAAGGGGGCUAUAGCCAUGGCAGAAGCUUUGAAGAAGCUGCGCAAUGUUCAGGUUAUCAAUUUUGGAGACUGUUUGGUGCGUUCCGAGGGGGCUAUGGCCAUUGCAGAUGCCCUUAUGGAGGGGCUUCCCAUCCUCAGGGAGCUGAAUCUCUCUUUUGGUGAGAUCACACAGGAAGCAGCACUGGUAAUUGCCCAGGCUGUACGGGAUAAAGCCCAGCUGGAGAAACUGGAUCUCAAUGGGAAUUGUCUGGGAGAGAAUGGCUGUGGAGCACUGAGGGAGGCCAUGGAAAGCAUGAACAUGGGGGAUGUCUUGGGAUCACUGAGUGAUGAUGAAGGUGAGCCAGAGGAAGAUGAUGAGGACGACGAAGAUGAAGAUGACGACGAAGACGAGGAUGAUGAUGAUGAUGAGGAGGAAGAGGAUGAGGAGGAGGAAGAGGAGGAGGAGGAAGAAGACAAUGAAGAUGAUGGAGUGAAGAAAACUGAACAGGAUGUAAAACAAGAAGAAAUCCUGGCAAAACCUCAGAUCACUACUGUGUCUACCCCAGUAUCAUCAUCAUGCCCCCCAGAUGUGGCUUCCUUCCUCAGCUUUCCCUCUCCUGACAAGUUAUUGAGACUUGGGGCCAAGAGAGCACUGCUUAUUGAGCAACAGGUGGAUGUGACUGAUGCUGCAAAGACAGUGGAAGCCUUUCUGAAGAUAUCCUCUGUGUUCAAGGAAGAGUCAGAAGUCAAGAAUGCUGUGCUGGAUAGUGUUGAUGCUGUGCUUAAGAAAGCUUUCUCAAGCCCCUCUCUGCAGAGCUAUAGCUUCAUUUCAGUGCUGUUGGUGAUGUUGGGACUGAUCAAGAGUGAAGACAAAGUGAAACCAGUGCAAGUGGUGCCAGGGCAUCUGUUGGCAUUGGAGCAUGCUGUGCGACAGGACUACUUUCCCCGAGAGUAUGUUGCUGUACUGCAGGCUUUUGUUUCCCGUCAAAGCAAGUCAGUGGGAUCCUGUGCCAGUGCCAGAAGUACCCUCUUGUCCACGCUGGCCCAGAUCAGGCCUGAGUGUUAACCUUCUCAAAGUCAUCGGGUGGUGUGAACUCUGCAGAGUGCAGACGUGGAUCACAAAACAAAUGAACUGAACACCAUCACCACGCCCAUUUGACAGCUGUUUGCUGCAUUAGCAGCUAAGCAGAAACAUACAUUCAUAUCGGAGCAGACCUGAAGAUUCGGAAUAUUGACAGAAGACAAUCGUGUUACUACCAUACCCCUGAACUUUCUUUGUAGGAUGUUAUAAUAGAGACACAGAUGGACAGAUGAACUCAUGUAAAAUCAAAUAACCGUAUCUGAUCUCUUUCUGGAAUUCACACACAAAAAAUGAACUGGAGAAACUUUAAAGUAUGACUGCUUUCUGCUUCAAGAGACUGGUAACCCAGGUGAUCUCUGCAGCAAUGCAUUUUGUUUAUAAGCUUUCUUGUUUGUAAUGGGGUAAAAAGAUUAAUGGGGUCAAGAAGCAGAAUGCAAAGAUUUUUGGACUAAGGCUGUAUACAGUACUUUGUUCUUAAACUAAGAAAACAACAAACUUCUUAGCAUCAUUGAUUGUAUUGUUUAUUUUCCCCUUUUUCAUAUAAUGGGACAAAAUGUGGAAAAAAAAAGGGAAUUGGUUAUGAAUUUUGCCUUGAUAAAGAUUUGCAGAGUGUUAUGUCCAACACUACAGGACACAAUAUAAUAGAAAGCUGGUGUGGUUGUUAUUCUGUAACUGUUGCCCAGAGUCAGAUGGUCAUGCUUCUUUACCACAAAAUAUUCAUGCAAGAUACACAGGAUAAGAUGUUACACCUCAUGCCAUAGACACAGUAAUACUAAAACUUUAUGGUGUGAAACAUAAAUUACAAAACAGGGGCAAAGAGGGCUUUGACUAACCAGGUUCCUGUUUUUUUUUUCUGUUUUCUCCCUGAGCAAUACAUUAUACAUCCGAGUGAGAAUUUUAAAAUUAAUUUUAGGAAGGAUAGUGUUUUCAUUGUUCGUUAACUGGUCUUGGCUUUCAAAGUUAAAGUAUUUGCUAUUAAGGCAGGUAACUCGCUUGAACGCGUGUCACGUUGUGAAAAAUAUAAA
This is a messenger RNA of Scleropages formosus (Asian bonytongue), 2969 nucleotides long. RefSeq names its product ran GTPase-activating protein 1-like. Bases 136 to 1929 code for a protein of 597 amino acids. Gene Ontology annotation, biological process: signal transduction; activation of GTPase activity; nucleocytoplasmic transport. The transcript is spliced from 16 exons. NCBI's taxonomy places the organism in Eukaryota, Metazoa, Chordata, Actinopteri, Osteoglossiformes, Osteoglossidae. The record is from RefSeq and is a predicted model, not a curated record. Gene Ontology annotation, cellular component: cytosol; nucleus; perinuclear region of cytoplasm. Gene Ontology annotation, molecular function: GTPase activator activity; small GTPase binding.